CUUAUAGCUUGGAUAGGUCAAAAUGCUACUACUGAAUAAUUUAUCAAAACCUUAGAUAAAAACCUAUUUCAAGCGUAUAUAAAAAGCUCAAUCACUUAUAUCAUCCCACUGUGGACAUUUGUACAUUAUUACAAUAUAUUAACAUCCAUAUAGUCGAUAUUAAUUCAAAACUGAAUCAAUACCCAUACUUGUUUGUAUGCAGUAUUCUAUCCUCAUUGUUUUUGUUCUAUCAAUCGAUUCCACAACUUUAUCUUGCUAUUUAUCGUUCCUUCCUACCCUACCGUACCCGUACACUUUCAUAUAUACGAUGCUCCGCAGGCCUGCCACAACAAUAAAACUCACACCAGAAGAUAUUCUUGAAUAUGAUGAUGCCUUAUCAAGACAUUCUCAGCUGGCUCCUUAUAACGAACAAUCAAGUCAUAAUGAAGAACAAGAACAUACUAUUUUGAAGUUUAAAGAUUUACCAGAUGUUUCUGUUACCCGUGAUGAACGUAUAGGAAGCACCGCUAGACAGUGAGCCUGUACAAGGUGGGAAUUCCUCACCUCUAUUUUUAUGACUUUAUGAAAAACACAACUACCACCUUCUUAUUUGCUUAUUUGAUUUUAUUUUAUUUUAUAGAUUAUUAUCCUUCUAUAUAAUCAGCUAAUAUACAUGAGGGUGAUGAUCUUCCCUAU
Molecule: messenger RNA, 675 nt
Organism: [Candida] anglica
Lineage: Eukaryota; Fungi; Ascomycota; Pichiomycetes; Serinales; Debaryomycetaceae
Source: the annotation of a GenBank genome assembly